AUGUCUGGCGCAGAGCGCGAGGUCGGGGAGAAAGAGAAGAAGACGCUGCCGACAGCGACGCACGAUUCGCAGGGGCCCUUUAAUAGCCCGUUCGAGAAGCCGCGGCGCAAGGGCCAGUUCCAGCGGUACCGCGACGUGCCGGCGCUGGUGCACAAAUUAUGCCACUACGCGUACGUGCGCAAGGAAUUCGAGACGGAGCUGGAGAUUUACACGGGGAACUUCAACUUUGUACAUUCGGACACCCUGUAUCUCCUGCAGCUCGAGCAGAGGGACGUCAUGACUUUCAUGCACCUAGACCUAGGCGACGAGUACACGGGCAACCACACGUCCUUCCUGCAGCGGGCGUCGCCAACCGUGAGCAAGACGUCACCACACCUCGUUUGA
Molecule: messenger RNA, 384 nt
Organism: Penicillium subrubescens
Lineage: Eukaryota; Fungi; Ascomycota; Eurotiomycetes; Eurotiales; Aspergillaceae
Exons: 2
Coding region: 1-384 (127 amino acids)
Source: RefSeq, a predicted model, not a curated record